GGGGGUUCCGGGGUUUGAGCCUUCGCUAUAACCUCAAAUUUCAAGACAAACAUCGCGAGUUUGGCGUGUUCCGGGAAGAAGCAAAUUUACAGCUUUCAAUAUGAAUGGGUAUAAAAACAAAAAAUCCCUGAAGAGAAAAGCAAGUGAAAGUACAGAGAAACCUUCCGAUGGCAGUGUUAAUCAUGCAAGGGAAUUACUACAGUGGAUGAUAUCUCCUGUCCAAUUGCCAGACUUCCUCGAGACUUAUUGGGAGAAAAAGGCAUUGCUGGUCAGUCGGAAUAAUCCCCUGUACUUUAAGAAACUCGUAUCCCUGAAGGGUAUUGAUGAAGUCCUUAGGAAUGAAAGUGUUCUCUUCACGGAAAACAUCGAUAUAACUCUGUAUGAAGAUGGAGAGAGGAAGACUCUGAAUGAGACAGGAAGGGCCAUGGCAUCGAAUGUAUGGGAGUCCUAUAGGGAGGGUUGCAGUGUUCGUUUCCUAAAUCCACAGAUUUUUUUUCGCGAGAUCCACCUGCUGGAUGCUACGGUGCAGGAAUACUUUGAAUGCAUGGUGGGCAGCAAUAUGUACUUGACACCGCCAAAUAGUCAGGGAUUUGCUCCACACUAUGAUGACAUCGAGGCAUUUAUCCUGCAAGUGGAAGGGAAGAAGCGAUGGAGGUUGUAUGAGCCGAGGAAUCCCGAUGAAUACCUUGCUAGGGUGUCUUCGAGGAAUUUCUCACAGGAUGAAGUUGGAGAACCUUUUAUGGAUGUUGUCCUGGAGCCAGGGGAUUUACUAUAUUUCCCACGGGGUACUAUUCAUCAGGCUCACACUGUGGACAAUCACCAUUCUCUCCAUAUCACCAUUAGUACGUACCAAAAGUAUUCCUGGGCAGAUUACUUGGAAAAAGUUAUACCUGCUGCCUUGACGAUGGCUGUUGAAAAUGAUCCUGAUUUCCGACGAGGACUUCCAAUGGGACUUGCAUCGUAUGUGGGAAUUAGCCAUUCAGACAACAAAUGCCAGAAACGUGAGGAAUUCUUUGAGAAAACUAAAAAAUUCUUUGAAAAAUUGUUUCAAUACGCUCCCAUUGAUGAUGCUGUUGAUCAACUUCAGAAGCAAUGCCAGCACGAUUUCCUUCCUCCUGUACUCUCGGAGUCUGAGAGGAGAAAGACUGUAUCUUCCAGGCUGAAUCAAUUCAAUGACAAUGGCGAAUUCAUUCCGCACGGGAAGCUUUUCAGCGUGGACACGCGUUUCCGGCUGCUGCGCAAGAACAUUUACAGGAUUGUGGCAGAAGAGGACUCCCUGCGUCUCUACUACCACGUGAAUAAUUCCAAGGUUUACCACGAAUACGAAUCCGUUUACAUUGAAAUUGACACAGAAGUAGCUCCAGUGGCUGAAAAACUCAUCCACGUCUAUCCACAAUUUCUCUCAGCCGCUGACAUGAAUAUUUCGGAAGUGACCAAGAAGCAAUGCUUAAGAACAUUAACCAGCCUCUGGGAUCAUGGCCUACUGCAGACAGAAAAUCCCCUUGACCUCUAAAAUCCGCCCCAAAAAAAAUGUUCAAAAUAAAAGAAAAAUAAUUUGAAACCAAGAAA
This is a messenger RNA of Phlebotomus papatasi, 1569 nucleotides long. It is a transcript of the gene NO66, whose product is annotated as bifunctional lysine-specific demethylase and histidyl-hydroxylase NO66. The record is from RefSeq and is a predicted model, not a curated record. NCBI's taxonomy places the organism in Eukaryota, Metazoa, Arthropoda, Insecta, Diptera, Psychodidae. Gene Ontology annotation, molecular function: histone H3K4 demethylase activity; histone H3K36 demethylase activity. Gene Ontology annotation, cellular component: nucleolus. The transcript has 2 exons. The coding region runs from base 101 to 1513 and encodes 470 amino acids.